ACGAGCACGACAGAACCAGCUCAGUGGCAAGUAAUAAAACAACGCGUUUGCUCCUCCGUCCAAAAUUAAGAUAUUUAUGUUAUAACACCGUAUUUUAAGCGGUACGUACUAAGAGAGGACGCCGUGGCGCAUUUUUAUGGAGGCGUUGUCGCGGGUGAAAAUGUUUUUUUAGCCRGAGAGAGUAAUGUUUUGAGCCGCGGCGUUCAGUUAGCUAGCUGGCUAGCAGGGCAAUCUCGCAACAACCCCGCAAUGACUGGUUGACAACGAUUUCUAUGGAUAGAUAUUUAUUGACGCGGGACUUUACAAAGCUGCCAAACAUAGGUUCGUCUUACAGAUUCAAUCGUCCCACCGCUGGUUGUUAUGGACAACGUGAAAUCACGCAGCACUGAUGAGGAUGAAGAGCUGCACUCCACAGAUCCAGAGAGUAAAGAGAAUGGCAAAGAUAAAAAGGCGCUGUGCAAAGUGAAGUGGUCACGAGACGAGGAUGAAAAGCUGAAAAAGUAUGUUGAGCAACAUGGAACUGAAUCCUGGAAAUUAAUAGCGACAUUUUUCCCUGGGAGGACAGAUGGUCAGUGUCAGCACCGCUGGCAGAAGGUGCUCAAUCCAGAGUUAGUAAAAGGACCCUGGACAAAAGAGGAGGAUCAGAAGGUGAUCGACCUGGUGCACAAAUAUGGCCCCAAGCGGUGGUCGGUCAUCGCCAAGCACCUCCAGGGAAGGAUUGGAAAGCAGUGCAGAGAACGGUGGCACAACCACCUGAACCCGGAGGUGAAGAAGUCGUCGUGGACUCAGGAGGAGGACCGAGUCAUCUACGAGGCCCACAAGCGGCUYGGCAACCGCUGGGCCGAGAUCUCAAAACUUCUCCCUGGACGGACGGACAACUCCAUCAAGAACCACUGGAAUUCCACCAUGAGGAGGAAAGUGGAGCACGAGGGUUACCUGCAGGACGGCUUCAAAGUGCUGACCUCCUCCACCAAGAGACGUCAUAAAACGUGUCCCACAGAAUCUCAGCUCUGUGACCGGAGUCCUCUGCCUGCGACAGGACCCAACCAGAUGGCUGGUUUCUCGUACGAUCCCGCCAGUGGACACAUGAUGGACAGCAUUCCUGACAAUGCUGGCUUUCCGCCCUGCCUGGAUGAUCCUGACAGAGAGCAAAGAAUUAAGGAGCUUGAGCUGCUGCUUAUGUCAGCAGAGAGAGAAGUCCAGCGACAAGUGCAGUGCAGAGGUUCCUGUAGCGUGAAUCCCGGGGAUUCGUACCCAGCCUGGUCAGGCAGCGCCUCAGAUGAAGCCUUCACCGCGAGCAGCGGCAGCCUGGAGGAGCUGGCCGAGGGGCCGGGACCCUGGAGGGGUCCGGCAGGGCCUCCGGCGCAGCUUCCCAUCUCCCCCAGCAAGUUCCUGUCCCUGGAGGCCAGCGCAGUGCUCUGCAGCCUGCAGACCAUCCCGGAGUUUGCAGAAACUAUGGAGCUGAUUGAGUCAGACGCUGCAGCGUGGAACAAUGUAGCCGGUUUUGAUUUGUCCAACACGGCGCCGUCACCCAGGCACAACCCGGCAGUCUACACCGACCUCCUGCAGGAGAAAACCRUUUACAGCUCAACGGGUUUCACCGUCGACACGCCCGCCGCCUCGGGCCGAGACAGGAGCGCCGCUCCUUUUGGCUCGGGGUGCAGCAACCCGUCCAAACCCACUCAGGCAUCCGCCGGGAGGAAGAGGAGAAGAGACAAGGGGGAGCCUCUGUGUGACAAGACCUGCACCUCCUUCUUGGACAACGUCUCGCCCAAGAAAACCCCCACAAAGUCCCAGCCGUUCACACCUUCACAGUUCUGCAACAUAUCCGGAACAGAGCACCUGAGUCUGGAUGACCCCACGCUGACCUCCACUCCUGUGUGUGGUCAGAGGUGGCUCCUCCACACGCCUCUCCACAAAGAAACCACACCUAAGCGCCAGAAAGAGAAUGAUGGUUCCAGGACCCCCAAAUUUCGUAGAAGUGCUGCAGUUUUGACUCCGAGGACACCGACUCCAUUUAAAAACGCUCUGGCUGCCCAGGAGAAGAUGCACGGGCCACUGCGGAUGGAGCCGCAGCCAUUGGCACUUCUAGAAGAGGACAUUCGAGAAGUUCUGAAGCAGGAGACUGGAACAGACAUCUUCCACCAGUCAGACCACAGAGUGUGGAAACAUCAUAUGGAAGGUCCGGCUAGAAAAGUGCGCAAGUCUCUUGUAUUAGACCCUUGGGACAAAGACAAUCUUGAUGUCCAGCUCUUCCAGGAGCAGCUCAACAACGCACAGAUUUCUGAGGAGAGUCUGCUGACGAGCUCGUCUUCACUGAUCCUCCCGAUCGUCRAAGAGGAGGGUGGGCAGCCUUUGGCCUCCGAGGAAGACGAGCCCUCCUCCUCUGGGAGUCUUCCUCGCCUCUUUACCAGCCCUCGUAUGCCUAAGGUUUCCUCUUCAAUCAAAGCACUGAAACCUGCACAGGUGAGCGAGUGGGAAGCAGUGGUUUAUGGGAAAACUGAGGACCAGUUGAUCAUGACAGAACAGGCUCGUCAGUACCUGAACCCCUACCCGUCGUCUGGCUCUACCUCCCGGGCUCUCGUGCUCUAAAGCCAACCCCUUAAGCAGCACUACACCCAUCCAACGACUACAAACUCCCCCCGAGUCCUUUAAGAGACAAUCCAGAGCAGCAGAAACACACCACCGAGGACACUGUCCACCGAGGACACUGUCCACCGAGGACACUGUCCACCGAGGACACUGUCCACCGAGGACACUGUCCACCGAGGACACUGUCCACCG
This is a messenger RNA of Austrofundulus limnaeus, 2784 nucleotides long. It is a transcript of the gene mybl1, whose product is annotated as v-myb avian myeloblastosis viral oncogene homolog-like 1. Gene Ontology annotation, molecular function: RNA polymerase II cis-regulatory region sequence-specific DNA binding; DNA-binding transcription factor activity, RNA polymerase II-specific. The transcript is spliced from 16 exons. Gene Ontology annotation, biological process: regulation of DNA-templated transcription. Lineage: Eukaryota; Metazoa; Chordata; Actinopteri; Cyprinodontiformes; Rivulidae. The record is from RefSeq and is a predicted model, not a curated record. The coding region runs from base 361 to 2592 and encodes 743 amino acids. Gene Ontology annotation, cellular component: nucleus.